Molecule: messenger RNA, 1560 nt
Organism: Kwoniella mangroviensis CBS 8507
Lineage: Eukaryota; Fungi; Basidiomycota; Tremellomycetes; Tremellales; Cryptococcaceae
Exons: 4
Coding region: 1-1560 (519 amino acids)
Source: RefSeq, a predicted model, not a curated record
AUGUUGUUUCUCUCCCACACACUCAUAAUAAAACGCAAACCCUCCUCAAUCGUUACCUCACUAACUUUACUGUCAUUCAUAUCGCUCACAACUGCUCAACAAGCUCUAGCAUCCUCUUCGACCUCUAAAGCUACCCUCGAUAGACUGAAAGUAGAAGUCACUACUGAAACUUCGUUGCGAACUGACUCACCAAAAGUCGAACGUCGAUUCACUCAACAUCAGUACAUCUUUACCUCAAUCCAACGACCUUCAUCUACGUACUUCUUACCUCAGCCUUCACAGUCUAUCACCACUGAAACGACCACUCAAGUGGUGUAUUUACCUGUGCAACCAACGACUUCCGGACCAUCUCAAUUCCUACAUCCCCUAGCUAUUAUCCUCAUCCUCUGCUCGAUCUUAGGAUUCAUCUCUACACUUAUCAACCUCCCAUUCGCCACAUUCGCCAUGUCCUCUUCAUCAUCUGCUAAACCCUCUUCCUCUUCCUCUAAACCAUCCUCCUCCUCCUCUUCUUCAUCACGUCCAUCAUCUUCAUCUUCCGGAUCGGGAAGUUCGUCCUCGUCCUCUUCGUCAUCUAAACCUCCCCCGGCUCCUCAGCCUGUACCCACCAUCUCAGCAAACGCAUGGAUGUCUUUUUUCCUGUUUUGCUGUUUGGUCCUGAUCAUCCUCCAGGGUCCACUGGGCUUAACAGGAGGGAACAUCCUCCCUUCUUUCUCUACCAUUCCUUCAUUUGGGUAUGGGUAUGGGUACGGGGGCAUGCCGGGUUGUGCAGGUAUGGUAAGUACCUAUGUACCUUGGUGUCAACAAGAAUCUGUGCCACAGACAGUUCAGCAACCGUCUCAGAUCCAAGUACAGCAGGUGGUACAGAACACUCCUGGUGGUUAUGGAGUUGGUCCUGGUGCGAUGGCUGCUCCACAGUAUCAGAUGGGUGGACAAGGUGGGUUUGCAUCGCCUCAUGGUGGUGGAGGAUGGAGCUGGUAUAGUAAUGCUGGAUCAGUGGGCGGUCCAGUAGUGAGACAACAGCCAGGCUACUACCCUGCCCAGCAACGUACUGUCCAAUACCAACGCCCAGGCCUUCAAAUCCAAAUUAACAAUGCUCGGGGUGGUAACACAGCUGUGCCACAACAUGUUGCUCCUCAAUGUUACUAUAACACCUGUCCAACUGACCAACAUCGUUUUCAAUACCGAUUACCUUAUGGUUACACCACGUCUAAUCGAUGUACACCUUGGCAACCUUGGAAUUGCAACUACCUACCCCCCAUAUUCGCUUAUGCCCAUUCAUUGCCUUCACCUCCGAUUCCCAUCGGUAAUGGAAAGAAUCUUCCUAUAGGUGGCGACAGUAAUGUGUAUAUCCAAAGUCAACAUGUCGGAUCUGGUCCAGUAAUUCAACCUCAACCUAUACAGGCUAUACCUGCUGUGCCCGUUACCCCCCCACCUCAACCUAUUCUCCCGCCUCCCUCAGCAAUAGCAAGCAUAUCCAACCUAGAAAAUGCCUUUUAUCCUUUAUUGGUUGCAGCCAUAGCGUUAUUGGUGGUAUUCGAUUAUGCCUCUCAAUCGCGGUAG